This is a messenger RNA of Xylona heveae TC161, 1408 nucleotides long. Its product is annotated as eukaryotic translation initiation factor 3 subunit. Gene Ontology annotation, cellular component: cytoplasm; eukaryotic translation initiation factor 3 complex, eIF3m. Gene Ontology annotation, molecular function: RNA binding; protein binding; translation initiation factor activity. The coding region runs from base 80 to 1087 and encodes 335 amino acids. NCBI's taxonomy places the organism in Eukaryota, Fungi, Ascomycota, Xylonomycetes, Xylonales, Xylonaceae. The transcript is spliced from 5 exons. Gene Ontology annotation, biological process: cytoplasmic translational initiation. The record is from RefSeq and is a predicted model, not a curated record.
CAUCGAGUGAGCCUUGGGAGUUGGACGAUAGAGAGCGUCAUUACUCCCUUUCAUUCGGUCCCUCUCAUUCUCCGCAAUCAUGAGACCCAUCUUGUUGCAGGGACAUGAACGUUCCUUGACGCAGAUCAAAUUCUCGCAUGAUGGCGAUCUGAUUUUUUCGACGGCAAAGGAUCAGGUUGCCUGUGUCUGGUUCUAUGCCAACGGCGAGAGAUUAGGUACCUACCACGGCCACCAGGGUGCGCUCUGGACUGUCGACGUUGAUGCUACGACAACCCUCCUCGCCACCGGCGCUGCCGACAAUACAGCAAGACUUUGGGACGUCAAGUCUGGAAAGUGUCUGAAGACGUGGGAGUUCCCGACCGCCGUCAAGCGGGUGGAGUUUUCGGACGAUGGCACGCAGCUUUUGGCCGUAACGGAGAAGCGUAUGGGUUACCUCGGAACAAUCGCCGUUUUCGAUAUCAAGGUCGACGUUGAGGCCGAGCAAUCCGACACCCCCAGAAUGACCAUUACAUGCGAGGAGAGCAAGGCAACCGUUGCUGGCUGGAGUUACCUUGGAAAGUACAUUAUUGCUGGUCAUGAGGACGGUUCUAUUUCGCAAUACGACAGCAAGACCGGCGAGCAACUGCUCAACGUUCUCGUUCAUGAGAGCGACAUGCAGGUCAAUGACCUCCAAUGGGCACCUGACCGGACCUAUUUCAUCUCCGCAUCCAAGGACAAGACCGCUAAGCUCAUUUCUGCUCGCGACCUCCAGAUCCUUAAGACCUACCCUACCGAUACUCCCCUCAACUCUGCCUGCAUCACUCCCAAGAAGGAUUUCGUUAUCCUUGGUGGUGGUCAAGCCGCCAUGGACGUCACUACCACGUCUUCUCGUCAGGGUAAAUUCGAAGCCCGUUUCUACCACAAAGUCUUUGAGGAUGAGAUUGGCAGAGUACGAGGUCACUUCGGACCUUUGAACACCGUUGCAGUGCACCCCAAGGGACAAGGAUACGCGUCUGGUGGAGAGGACGGUUAUGUGCGCGUGCAUCACUUCGACAAGCCCUACUUCGACUUUAUGUACGAGGUUGAGAGAGAGCAUGCUCGGAGGUGAAGGGGCUUGGUCAUUGUCUACUCGGCGUUUAGGGUCUGUCAUGACAGUAGAUCAUCUACAUUUUUCUCCAAGAGGGAUCUCCGUCGAUGAAAGAAAAGAAAUUUCUUUUUCUGUAAAAAGGACUUGUCAUGGAGCGCACAUGCCUCAAUUUAAUGUUUCUGAAUGAAUAUGUUCUACCGUCAUGUUUUGCCGACUACAUUGAGUGUGUCUAAUGCCAAGAUGCCGCGUGCGCCGUGCCAAAUAACCACCCAGUAAACCCGAGAAAAUCCUACCCACACUGUGCCAUACUCCCCACCGCAGAACCUAGUCAGAUGCCAGCCU